AUGUCUGCCGAGUCUUUAUUACUUCAACUUUUAUCACCAGACAACACUCUUCGUAAUCAAGCGGAACAACUAUACUUUUCGAUGUACAACAACCCCGUGACAGUCAUUCAAUUUCAUCUUCAAAGUUUCACGUCGAGUAACGUAGAUGUGAAGGUGUUAUCUGCCAACCUUCUAUCAAAGAACAUGUAUCGGACAACGACUCCACUGUAUCAAUUUUUAUCCGACGACCAGAAGAAUCAACUUCGCUCACAACUGUUAGUCUAUCUCACAACGAACGCACCACGUCGGUUAUUAGUUGCAUACUCAAACCUCAUCUACGACCUCUUUGUCAUCGAUAAUGAAUACCCAAACCUCUACCAAACACUCGACGCCCUUUUAAAUUAUAAAACAGAAGAGCACCGCUCGAUCGCUUUAUUCACUAUAGCGUCCCUCGUCUUAUUCGGCGAAGUUCCCGUCGAAUUUGUGACGCACGCGAUCGAAGUCGCGAUCAAGCACACGACGGACGUCCCGUCCGUCGUCGAGUCUUCUUUGGAGUUGUACUACUCAUUGGCGUCGGUUGCGGAAGACCACGGCAAAGAGAUGUUACGGGUGACGGUGUCGCAGUAUCCGAUCUUUUUAAAUAGUGCAGUCCGAGUGAUCCAAACGGAUCGGUCGUAUGCACAAAGUGUGAUAGAGAAGAUCUCGAAGUUGAACGAAGAGACUGCACUCUUCAUCGACUUCAUCGAAUUGACUGCGAAGUUUGCUUUUGAGGCGUUGAAGCUACCGAGCACUGACGCGAUCACAGCGAUGACGUUAUUAAGUGAAUUGGGAGAGACGUAUCAGACGCUUGGGACCUUUGAAGUGCCGUUGGUUGAAGUGUUAUUCCAAUGGAUGAGUAGUCUGAGUGACACACAAGAGUGGUAUAUGUGUCAAGUAGAGGACGAUUCAAGGUGUUUUGCAGCACAAGAAUCCUUUCAGAAGUUAAGUGAAUAUAUUGGAAUGGCUAAUGUGUCGAAUAUCAUCACACGAAUCUUCGGAAAUAGAAGUCUGAUGGGGUGGCAGAAUGUCCGGGCGUGUGUAUUUAUGGCGAAAGUUCUUAUUAAAAGGACAAGAAAUAAAGAAGGGGUACAGGCGUUGUUUGAUUUGUUUCUGGGAGUCUGUAUGAUCCACCCAAGAGUGACUCAUGAACUCGUUUUGUUCAUCGAAGUUGCGAUCCAUAUCGACAAAACUUUUUUAAAAAGUAAUGAAAUGAAAGUCUGCCAAUUAAUUGGGGAAUGUACAAAGUCAAAGAUCCCAAAAUUGCAGUCAUCCGGAUGCGACUUUUUGGCCGUUUAUAUUAUUAACUCCCCAAAAAGUAAUAUUAAAACUCAAAUGGAAAAUAUUUUGGAAAUGAUUAAACCACUUUUGGUAUCUCCACAACCACAAGUGUUGUCUUCUGCUAUUUGUUCGGUUUCAUUUUUAAUUAAUCAAGUCGGAAAGGCUUUUCAGCCACAUUUUAUGGAUUUUUUAAAUGGGUACUUCGACUUACUCAAAAAGUUACCGAUAUCGGCAGAUUAUUUCGAUUUACGAGGAAGAAUCAUCGAAUCACUUUCCGUCAUCGCGUCGUAUAUGGAUUUAUCGAGUGUCCCCACGUUCACCGAGCAGUUACUUUCUCAACUGAAUACAAGUAUUCAAUUACCAAAUUUAAAAAUCAGUGAUGGCUUAUUUGGGUAUGUAGAAAUGAUCAUAGUGCGUCUAAUGAUUGCACUGAAGACUCAAUUGUACCCUUUUUUGGACACAUACUUCCCCAUUCUUCUCUCGCGAUGUAAACUUAGUCUUCCACCGACAUCGACUCAUGGCGGGUUAGCUGACGAGAAGGAAAGUGCGUUCAACUGUCUUUCAGUGAUAGUCAAUGAAGCGUUUCCCGUCUGUCUACCUCGCGUUCAAGAUAUCUUAGACAUUGUUGUGACGACGUCUUAUUCUAUCGACAAACACUUUGCGGCCAUUGCCGUUGAGAUUUGUGGGUCCUUCUAUAUCAACUAUUCUUCCCAAAUUACAACGACGGACAAUAUAGCAGGGGAGCGGCUCAUUGCCGUGUUUGGUCGUGGUUGUAAGAACCCAGAGAGUGACUUGUGUAUAGCGAGUGUGAAUAGUUUAGAGCGUAUAAUCUCGCAUGAAGUCCCGUUGAGUGGUGCCGUUGUGAUGGGUAACAUCGCGACGGUAGUUUCACAAAUCGAGCGAUUUCAGCGGCGGAUGAGUGAAGUGUUAUCAUCAGUGACAGCGGCUCUUUCCACUGCGAUUUGUUUAGGUAACAUGUUUCCUGAUUUUCUGCAUUAUGUCUUCCCAAUUGUCAAAGAGAAGUUCUUAGGAGGAAUAGAAGGGAAAGUUGCAUCCCUUCGAAUCAUUAAAAUAGCUAUUCGAGACGGGUCUUUAAAGGUCAAUGGGUUAUUAGAAACAUUAAAAGACACAGAAUUGGCUGUUAGAGAAGCUGGGAUGAGUGCUUUAAUAGCAUCAUGUGAACGAGGGUUUGAAAAUAUGGAUCUUGUGGGAACUGUUUUGUGGGAAAUUGCAAGACAAGAGCAAAACGACUAUUUAAGAGCAAAGGCUAUUAGAGGAAUUGGAAAACUCAUUCUGCUGAGCAAAAAUAGACAAUUGGGAACUCAAUGGUUCCAACUGUUACCACCAAAAGUGGGAGUGGCUAAGACCGGAAAAAUACUGAUUGACUUGAUCUACGAAGGACUGUUAAAUAUAGCAGACAGUGGAAUGAUGCAAAUCUGCAUAUUCAUGAUCGCAAAAAAUUUGAGCGAAAGAGCUCAAAUCUCGGAAACACUAAAUAAGGCAAAAACAGUCCUUGUCGCCCUCGCAAACGGAUUCCAAAACGACUUUAAAACAGUUGUCGAGCGACUCGAUCCAAUUCAAAGAGAAAACGUUUUGUCUUUCUUUAUUUGA
Messenger RNA from Entamoeba invadens IP1, 2907 nucleotides. RefSeq lists its product as hypothetical. Bases 1 to 2907 code for a protein of 968 amino acids. NCBI's taxonomy places the organism in Eukaryota, Evosea, Mastigamoebida, Endamoebidae. Gene Ontology annotation, biological process: protein import into nucleus. Gene Ontology annotation, molecular function: nuclear import signal receptor activity. The record is from RefSeq and is a predicted model, not a curated record. The transcript has 2 exons. Gene Ontology annotation, cellular component: cytoplasm; nucleus.